CGCAGGACAGCGGAAGUUUGAGUGUGAAGAUCCAGCUGGUCUCCCGGCUGCUCUCCCUGUCACCCACAGCCAGCCAGUCCCCCCUCACAGCCAGAGCCUCACAACUCUUAGCCAGCAGGGGACAUGGACUUAGAAAACAAAGUAAAGAAGAUGACUUUAGGUCACGAGCAGGGAUCUGGAGCCCCAUGUUUAAAAUGCAAGGAUAAAUGCGAAGGAUUUGAACUGCAUUUUUGGAGGAAAAUUUGCAGAAACUGCAAAUGUGGGGAAGAAGAGCAUGAUGUUCUUUCCAAUAACGAAGAUGACCGGAAAGUGGGUAAACUGUUUGAAGACACAAAAUAUACUACUCUAAUAGCCAAGCUGAAAACCGAUGGAAUUCCCACUUAUAAAAGGAAUGUGAUGAUUCUUACCAAUCCGGUCUCAGCAAAGAAGGAUGUAUCUAUCAAAACAGUAACUUACGAAUGGGCUCCUCCAGUGCAAAACCAGACCUUGGCCAGGCGCUAUAUGGAAAUGAUCCCGAAAGAGAAGCAGCCGGUGGCAGGUUCAGAAGGUGCUCAGUACAGGAAGAAACAGCUGGCUAAACAGCUGCCUGCUCACGAUCAAGAUCCUUCCAAGUGCCAUGAAUUGUCUCCAAAUGAGGUCAAGCAAAUGGAACAGUUUGUGAAGAAAUAUAAAAAUGACGUUCUAGGCGUGGGAGAUGUGAAGUUGCCCAAAGAAGUGGAGGCGCAAGCUGCAGGAAAAAGUCCCACUGAUGGGGACCGGAGCUCUGUGACAACAGUUAGGAGUCCCGAGAGCAAGGCAGCAGCUCAGAAACCGUCCAACUUUUACUGCUUCAAGUGCAAAGAGAACAUGAGAGAAGGUGACCCCGCGGUUUACGCAGAGCGGGCUGGGUACGACAAACUUUGGCAUCCUUCGUGCUUUGUCUGCUUCGUCUGCAGUGAACUUCUAGUUGACAUGAUCUAUUUUUGGAAAAACGGGAAACUCUAUUGUGGCAGACAUUACUGCGACAGCGAAAAGCCGCGGUGUGGCGGUUGCGAUGAGCUUAUUUUCAGCAAUGAGUACACUCAAGCAGAAGGUCAGAACUGGCAUCUGAAACAUUUUUGUUGCUUCGACUGCGACUGUGUCCUAGCAGGGGAAAUCUACGUGAUGGUGAAUGAUAAGCCAGUCUGUAAGCCGUGCUACGUGAAGAACCACGCUUCGUCCUGCCAAGGCUGUCACAAUGCCAUCGACCCAGAGGUCCAGCGUGUGAGUUACAAUGGCUUCCAUUGGCAUGCCACUGAAGAGUGCUUCCUAUGCUCCUGCUGCAGCAAGUGUCUGAUUGGACAGAAAUUCAUGCCGAUUGAAGGAAUGGUCUUCUGCUCUGUGGAGUGCAAGAAAAAAAUGACGUCGUAGAAAAUUUCUAUUUCAUUUUGGGUUUUUUUCUGCAAUGGAUAAAUAGAACUAUAA
Molecule: messenger RNA, 1443 nt
Organism: Pelobates fuscus (common spadefoot toad)
Lineage: Eukaryota; Metazoa; Chordata; Amphibia; Anura; Pelobatidae
Gene: TES
Product: testin LIM domain protein
Exons: 7
Coding region: 124-1389 (421 amino acids)
Molecular function (GO): zinc ion binding
Source: RefSeq, a predicted model, not a curated record